Messenger RNA from Drosophila biarmipes, 2910 nucleotides. RefSeq names its product DNA cross-link repair 1A protein (gene Snm1). Gene Ontology annotation, biological process: double-strand break repair via nonhomologous end joining; interstrand cross-link repair; protection from non-homologous end joining at telomere. NCBI's taxonomy places the organism in Eukaryota, Metazoa, Arthropoda, Insecta, Diptera, Drosophilidae. Gene Ontology annotation, molecular function: 5'-3' DNA exonuclease activity; damaged DNA binding. The record is from RefSeq and is a predicted model, not a curated record. The coding region runs from base 51 to 2408 and encodes 785 amino acids. The transcript is spliced from 3 exons.
GACGCAGGCCGAUCCUUCCUUGGAGUUGUUAUCGCGUUGUGGCAAACAAGAUGUCCAAUGUAGGAAAGAUAAAGAUAAAGUCAUUCGCAGAACUGCAGGCCACCACUGGCUUAAAUGUGGAACCGGGGCCGGACCCUCCGCUCACCGAUGAUAACAGCACGCCACAGAAAAAAAGAGCGGGAAAAACUCGGGCGGCCACUACUACGAAGAAAGUCCAGGCGAUAACGGAACCACUCGGUGCUGCUAUCAUAGCCAGCACUGUGAUCAAGCGGUCGAGUAAAAAGACGCCUCUGCCAGGCCAAAUGCGCAUCGAUUCCUUCUUCAAAAGUGCCACCAAGAACUACAAAGUCAACAUGGUGCCAAAGUCAUCCGCCAAGGUGGUGGAACCACCGCUUGGCAAACGGAAGGGAACCUCAAGGGGACGCAAGCGCCUCUUCGACGAGUCUACCACCACUAGCAGCGCGUCUGCGGAUGCACUGGAUCUCAGGCUGCCCGAGAAGCGCGUACAGCCUGGUCGCCGGGCGAAGGGCAAGGAGAAUGCGAAGCUCUCCGAAGCGGAAGUGAUCGACCUCUGCUCCGACGACGAGCAAGCAAUCAAAGAGGAUCUUCCGGCGGAAAACUCCCCGAGUUCAGCGAGAAGUCCUAUAAUGGCAACUAAGCUCAGGUCGCCAUCACACGACACAAUCCCAGAAGAAAAUCCUAGUACUCCCAUCCCAGAAGCAAAGCUCAACAGUCCAACCAGCGUCAAGAGCUUCCCUGGGCUUCUACGACCCCUGUCUGAAACCUUUUCCAACCCAUGUGAGAGCCCCAAGAAAGGAACUGGGCGCAAACCAAGAAAGCCAAAGCCAUGCCCGCCCUACAAAGUUAUAGAGGGAACAUCUUUUUGUGUCGACGGCUUCCAGUUUGGCGAUGUAGAAGGAGUCACACAUUACUUCCUCACGCACUACCACGUGGAUCACUACAUCGGCCUGACCAAAAAGUUCUGCUAUCCCCUCUUCAUGAGUCCGACCACUGCGAGCUUAGUGCGCACUUUUAUCAAAGUGGAUGAAAGGUGCAUCCACGAAAUUGAUGUCGACCAAACGCUGGUGGUGGAAGAUGUCCAAGUUACCGCACUAGAAGCUAACCACUGCCCUGGAGCCAUCAUGUUUUUUUUCAAACUGAGCUCUGGCGAAUGCAUCCUCCACACUGGAGAUUUUCGGGCCAGCGCCGAAAUGGAAUCCCUGCCCAUCUUUUGGAACCACGCCAACAUCGAUUUGCUCUAUCUGGACACAACCUACAUGAACAAGAACUACGAUUUUUGUCACCAGUCGGAGAGCGUCGACCGAGCGAGAAAUUUGGUGCACGCCUUUAUAGAGAAAAAUCCGGCUAAGCGAAUACUGGUGGUCUGCGGAUCCUAUGUGAUAGGCAAGGAGAAGAUCUGGCUGGCAUUGGCUAAAGAGUUCGCAUUGAGAGUUUGGACGGAUCCGCAGCGCAACAUGGCAGCCAAAUGCCUGCAAUGGCCAGAUUUGGAAAACGUUUUAACAGACAAUCCCCGUGAGGCAAACUUGCACGUUAUUACCAUGGGAAAAAUUAGCUAUCCGAGCCUGGUUGAGUAUUUUAAUGAGUUCGAGGACCAAUUCGACAUGCUGCUAGGCAUAAGGCCCAGCGGAUGGGAGAAGAACAGUAAGCCUUCGUACGGAAAGCGAAUCAGCAUAAUUGGCAUUGAGUACUCGGAGCACUCCAGCUACAAAGAAUUGGAGCGCUUUGUUCGCUUUCUCAAACCAAAACGAGUCAUUAGCACCGUUCCCGUGGGUCGAGAUCUCUUUGUCACUGGGAAAGUGCCUACCCAAUGGUACAAGUACGAAGGUCGAGCAUCUAUGCUGAGUACAGGGUAUCAGCCAUCGAUAACUACUUUUCUAUCCACGCCGCAGCGCGUUGUUCCCAAAAUGAGUUCAGAGACUGAAAUGUUCUUAAGCCCACUGGAGGAGAAUGAAGCUACAGAAGAUGAUGACUGGCAGACCGCCGAGCCAGCAGAUAAUAUUACUAUUUCAUUCAGUACCCCGGAUGAGGACUUCCUUAAAGAUUCUGAAAUGGUCGUUAAAAAUGAAGCUUUGGUUCCAGAUACAUGCUCUAAUCCUGAUGUAACCUUUAUAAACGAAUCCCUGGACGCGGAAAUUACAAAUGAUAUUGAAAUAGACGUUAAAAACGACGCGCCCGAAUCUGAUCUGGAUCUUAAAGCAGCCGCUGUACCCGACAUCCCAGAAGAGGCUGAAUCCCGUGAUACGGAAAUAGCAAAUGGCUCUGGAUGUCCUAGAAGUGUUAUCGUUGUCCAGGAAAGCGAGGAGGAACCUAAGGCCAGUGGUAGUCUCUGCAAGACAGCUGUAGUUAGUAGACUGACAUCUGACGCAUCCGACGAUUGGCUCUUGUAGCGAUUCUAUAGAAGUCCAAGGCUGUUCAGUGUUACGAUUUUUAGAGUUUAGGUGCGUCUUUGAAUAGUUUUACAUACUUUGUUAUUAAAUAAUAAGCUCGGGGAUGUAAAUGUAAAGAUUUGUAGUUUCUGUUCAACUGUUAUAAUAUAAUGCUUUGAUGUUAAUAUAAGGCUUGCCUUUGACAUACGAAUAAUUUUAUAUAUACUAUAUAUAUGUACUUUACUUGAUAUAUAUAUAUUUCCACAUUAUUUGGCUGCCUCCCUCAUUAAACUCAACUAGUUUGGAGUGCAGGAUACUCGGUACAUUAAAAAAUAAAUUAAGUUUUAGUUCAGAUAAGGAAACCGUUAAAUAUGUUAAUGCGAAUAACAAUAGGCAAUCUUGAUUUGAGUAAGUUAAAAUAUUUAAUGCUCCGGGUGCUAACGAAUGUAAAUGAGUUUGAUUACUUCACUGAUAUGCUUUAUGUAUAAUAAUAAUUAAUGAAUAAAGAAAGUAAAUUUAAAAA